AUGGGAAAAGGGACGGACAAGCUGUACAUCACCCACUCCGAGUGGUCCUCCGCCGACGCCUUCUCCGCCUCGACGGGCGCCCGCGCCCAGGCCUCGAACGGCUCUUUCAAGCGCCUGCCCUUCAACUUCUGCGCCGCCUCUCUGCAGCCCUUCCAGAACCCCGUCUGCACCAAGGACGGCCUCAUAUUCGACCUCGAGGUCAUCUCCAAGUGGCUCGACUCGCACGACACGAACCCCGUCGACGGCGAGCCCCUGCAGCUGAAGGACCUCAUCAAGCUCAACUUUGCGCGCAACGGCGAUGUCGACUCGAGGGGAGCCGACGGCCUGGGCAAUGGCGGGAAGGGCGACCUCAUUGACCCCGUCACCUUCAAGGUCUUCACCGACAACACCCAUAUCGUCGCCAUCCGCCACGGCAACUACGCAAACGUCUUUGCCUGGGACACGGUCGAGCGCAUGAACAUCAAGGCCAAGAUGUGGAGGGAUCUGCUCGACGACGCCGAGUUUGGCCGCUCCGAUAUUAUCACGCUGCAGGACCCUCAAAAUGCACCCAGCCGGGACCUCAGCCAGUUCAAGUACCUAAAGGACGGCGAGGAGGCGCUCCUCACGAAGCAGCAGGAGGAGGAAAGGAAAGAGGGCAAUGUCAACAUCAGCGCUCUGGGAAGAGUGGGCGACAAGGUGCUGCGCGCAAAAGAGGCCGUCGAGAAGGCGAGGCGCGAGCGCGAGGCCGGCGGCGACGUCAAUCGCUCCAAGGCCCUGGCCAAGACAUCCACAAACAACGGGCCACGCACCUCCAUGAUCCAGGACAAGAAGCGCGCAGACAAUGCUGCUGUAUACACCACCGGCAGGGCGGCUGCCAGUUUCACAUCCACGGGUCUAACCCCCGAGACCAGCAGCGAGCGCGCUCUGCUGUCCGACGAGGAGUACAUGCUCAAGCCCAAGCGCAUAAAGCAGAAGGGCUACGCGCGAAUCGAGACCAAUCUCGGCGACUUGAACAUCGAGUUACAACCCGAGUUCGCGCCCAAGGCCGUCUGGAACUUCGUACGUCUCGCCCAGAAAGGUUAUUACAAGGGCGUGUCCUUCCACCGCAACAUCCGGAACUUUAUGCUCCAGGGCGGCGACCCGAGCGGCACCGGUAGGGGAGGCGAGAGCAUAUGGGGCAAGAACUUCGCCGAUGAGUUCGAGGGCCCCAACACGCACGAUGCCAGGGGCGUGCUGAGCAUGGCCAACAAGGGCAAGAACACAAACUCGUCACAGUUCUUCAUCACCUACAGGCCCGUCAAGCACCUGGACCGGAAACACACCAUCUUCGGCAAGGUCGUGGGCGGCAUGGACGUCCUGUCCAAGCUGGAGGACGUCCCGACCGACGGCUCGGACCGCCCGCUCAACAAGAUCUUCAUCAAGGACGUCGUCGUCUACCUGGACCCCUUCGAGGAGUUCCAGAAGAGCCGCCGCGAGACGGAGCGGGUGGCCGAGCGCAACGCCGAGAUCCAGCGCCGCGGCGGCACCGAGGACGACCGCACCACCUGGACCGGCAAGCGCAUCCGCCAGGACGGCACCGUCGACCGCGACGGCGCCGGGCCCGGCGUCGGCAAGUACCUGCAGGACGCCCUCAAGAAGCAGAAGGGCGCCCAGGCCGCCGAAGACGAGAUCCUCGAGGAGGACGUGCCAGACACGUGGGAGGAGCCGGUCCGGAAAAAGGCCAAGUCGGGUGGGUUUGGGAACUUCGAUGCAUGGUAA
This is a messenger RNA of Neoarthrinium moseri, 1737 nucleotides long. RefSeq lists its product as uncharacterized. Gene Ontology annotation, cellular component: catalytic step 2 spliceosome. Gene Ontology annotation, molecular function: ubiquitin-ubiquitin ligase activity; peptidyl-prolyl cis-trans isomerase activity. Lineage: Eukaryota; Fungi; Ascomycota; Sordariomycetes; Amphisphaeriales; Apiosporaceae. The coding region runs from base 1 to 1737 and encodes 578 amino acids. The record is from RefSeq and is a predicted model, not a curated record. The transcript has a single exon. Gene Ontology annotation, biological process: protein folding; protein peptidyl-prolyl isomerization; protein polyubiquitination.